Molecule: messenger RNA, 309 nt
Organism: Stereum hirsutum FP-91666 SS1
Lineage: Eukaryota; Fungi; Basidiomycota; Agaricomycetes; Russulales; Stereaceae
Product: peptidyl-tRNA hydrolase
Exons: 6
Coding region: 1-309 (102 amino acids)
Cellular component (GO): cytosol; mitochondrion
Molecular function (GO): peptidyl-tRNA hydrolase activity
Source: RefSeq, a predicted model, not a curated record
AUGUCGUCCGGCAAGAUUGCUGCCCAACACGCCACGCUAGCAUGCUACAAGACCCUUUCCCAUACAAAUCCAUCUCUCGUCCGGCAUUGGGAACGUACGGGACAAACCAAAAUCACUCUCAAAUGUGACAAUGAGGAAGAACUUCUCACCCUUCAAGCGCAAGCACAGAGUUUGAAUCUCUGCGCAAGAUCUAUUCAAGACGCUGGCAGAACCCAGAUUGCUGCUGGUUCACGAACUGUAUUGGGGAUCGGCCCAGGGCCUACGAAACUGAUCAACCAAGUGACAGGCGCGCUCAAGCUGUUGAGGUGA